This is a messenger RNA of Zea mays, 805 nucleotides long. Its product is annotated as membrane steroid-binding protein 1. Lineage: Eukaryota; Viridiplantae; Streptophyta; Magnoliopsida; Poales; Poaceae. The record is from RefSeq and is marked provisional. The coding region runs from base 186 to 500 and encodes 104 amino acids. The transcript has a single exon. Gene Ontology annotation, cellular component: endomembrane system; membrane.
AUUCACCUCUCGGUCGCGUGCGCUUCACGCAGCGGCUCAGUCAGUCCUCACACCACGCAUCUGAUUCUGAUCGCACCGCCGUCGGCCCACCGCUUCAGUUGGCAGUUGCGAGUGGCUCCAACAAUCCACCGGCACCAACCCAGCGCGGCGCCACCGGCGACCCGUACCCCCUCCCCCGGAGAGCGAUGGCGACGGAGCUGACGGCGGCGCAGCUGCGCGCGUACGACGGCACCGACCCGUCCAAGCCCAUCUACGUCUCCGUCCGGGGCAAGGUCUACGACGUCACCUCCGGCCGCGGCUUCUACGGCCCCGGCGGCGCCUACGCCGUCUUCGCGGGCCGCGAGGCCAGCCGCGCCCUCGGCAAGAUGUCCAAGGACGAGGCCGACGUCUCCGGGGACCUCUCCGGGCUCACCGACAAGGAGCUCGGCGUCCUCGCCGACUGGGAGAUCAAGUUCCAGGCCAAGUACCCCGUCGUCGCCCGACUCGCCGCCGACGCCUGAACUCGUCAGUCUCGGUCUAAAUUUACUCUGUCCUGCCUCUUGCGGUGUUCAGUGCUGUGCUUGCUUGCUUGUUGCUAGUUGCUUUGCUACCCAAUAAUCUGAAUGGAAGGACGUAUGUGAUGUGCCUGCUGAAUAGUUCCUAGUCCUUGCAUACACUGCUGUGCUACCACAUGACAUGAUGUACUCGUGUGUGUGCUUUGGUUGUUGUGUAAUUCCAUGACCAUGAUCAGUAAUCUGAAUAAAAAAUAUUGGAGAUGUGCUUGCUUCCUACAUAAUGGGAAUAAACUCUACCAUAUUCUUAAUGA